AUAUGAAGCACGCGUGUUGUCUUUACAAUUUCUUAUAAUCGACCAUUCAUAAAACAGGAAAAUAUAAUUCUGUGAAUAUCAGCCAAAUUUAAUACUGAAUCUAAUUCUUUCCUUGCGGUCACCAAAUAUAGAAACUAUUCAAUCAUAAUGUUGCGUGGAAUCAAGAUUACUUGUCUAAAUAGAUGUUAUCACAGAGAUCGAUCAUUGGCCUCCAUUCUUCAGCGUUUAUACGUAACACAAGUGAAAUCCCACAAAGGGUCAUAUCCACUGAUACAAAAAUGCAAUAUUACACAAACCGCUUCCGAAAAUACACAUGAUAAUAAAUUAAAAAAACCCGCUUUGGAAAACAAACAUAACAAGAGCUCUGAAGACUUAGACCGUGCCUACAAUGUCCUGAAGGGUACACUGCCAAAAUUGUUUGUCGAACCCCUGGACUAUUCCAUCUAUAGCCCAAAUCUGAUAUUUCAAAAUAACAUUACCGGCAAAUACACGGUAGGUUUGUACCACUAUGUUAAGCAAAUAGCGAUUCUCCGUACGGUUGGUCAUUUGAAGUACGCAUACGUUAAAUUUGAAAUACUUAAAAUAACUAAACACUCCGAGGAUUACACAGUGCGCAUCAGAUGGCGAGUAAGAGGCAUAUCGGGCUUGAAAGUAAUGUUCCAAUUUUGGAAGUACAAAGUGUGGGCGCUGCAAGAAGUACUUAAAGACCAGGAGUCUUGGUACGACGGAUAUUCCAUCUGUUUUCUGGGCGAUGAUGGUUUGAUCAGCAAGCAUGUUGUUGACAAAAUAAUGCCGGAUGAGAAUCGUGAAAUAGUUACCAACAAUUCUGGUUCAACGCUGCCAACAGGGUCCGUGGCGGCAACGGCAUCACAAAAAAUUAGUUUUCAUCCGUUCAGAUAUUCAUUGUAUCCAUUUUCUAAAUUAUAUUAACUGAUAGCAACACAAAUAAAUUAAAAAAAAGUUACAUAUGCAUUACA
Molecule: messenger RNA, 977 nt
Organism: Drosophila novamexicana
Lineage: Eukaryota; Metazoa; Arthropoda; Insecta; Diptera; Drosophilidae
Exons: 1
Coding region: 148-930 (260 amino acids)
Source: RefSeq, a predicted model, not a curated record